Messenger RNA from Iphiclides podalirius (scarce swallowtail), 552 nucleotides. NCBI's taxonomy places the organism in Eukaryota, Metazoa, Arthropoda, Insecta, Lepidoptera, Papilionidae. The record is from the annotation of a GenBank genome assembly.
AUGGUUCUUAUAAAUAAGGCUAAACCGGCCCCUCACAAGGACGCGGUAGAGAAUGUGAUCGACCUGGGUGCCCCGAAGAAACGGCGAACUGUUCGAGCCCCCUACACGCCUAGUGCCAGACUGUAUCCUGGUCCGCAGGUGCCCAAAAAGAAAUCGCAUUCAGGCGACCCCACAAGGAAUCGCAGGAGCAAGGCCAGGCAGCCGCGCCCCCUGGUGCCCAAUCCGCGGCUGUACCAGCCGUGUCCGCGCCGCGGCCGCGCCCCGCCGCCCCCUGUUUGCCCCAGCGUCCCCUGGUGGCCGCCGGCCACCGUCGCCAACCUAGACACGGCCUCGGGGGCCGCGCUCCGGCUCUCCGAGUGCCGCGCCAGCGGCCCCAACACGCCAAUGUCCCUUCGCAACGGUCCGUUCGCAACCAAAGGCCAGACGAAGGCGGCGCAAAAACGCCACCGCAAAAGUCGACGUCCACUGCAUGACCACUCGCACCUGGAGCCCUCGCCUGACGACCACGCCUUCAUCACGGCCAAAUCAAUCCGAAUCAGUCAGAAGAAAUCC